AGGUAACCCGAACGCCCAGCCAUACCUGCAGCUGCCAUCCUGCCAUGGCCAUGGCGUCCGCCCUUGCGCUCCUCCUCGCACCCCGGCCCGUCUCCGCGCGGCCCACCUCGCCUCAUCUCCACUCCCGCCGCCUCGCUCUUCCUCCUCCCCGACCCACCACCCUCUCCGCCCAAGCCGCCACCAACCCGCGCAAGGCCGGGGCCGGGCGUCUCCAGCAGCUCCUUGCCGCCUCCUGCUGCAAUAAUUCCGCUCCGGCCGCAGGAACCAAAGGAGGAAGCGCUACCGGCGCGAAGGAUUGGCGGUUCUUCUUGGCAUGGUAUUUGAUGUCUCUUGAUAAGAAUCCGAUUGCAACUAAGGCGGUCACUUCUGCUGUGCUAACUCUGGCCGGGGACCUCAUCUGCCAGCUUGUGAUUGAUCGAGUUCCAGAGCUUGAUUUAAGGAGAACAUUUGUGUUCACAUUUUUGGGGCUUGCCCUUGUGGGGCCAACUUUACAUAUCUGGUACCUUUAUUUGAGUAAAUUAGUGACAAUCAGCGGAGCAUCAGGUGCCAUUGCUCGCCUUAUACUUGAUCAGUUCAUUUUCUCUCCCAUUUUCAUCGGCAUUUUUAUGAGCUUACUAGUCACCUUGGAGGGAAAGCCCUCUCUUGUAGUGCCAAAGCUUAAGCAGGAGUGGUUAUCGUCAGUGUUGGCAAAUUGGCAAUUAUGGAUACCGUUUCAGUUUCUGGAUUUUUACUUUGUUCCUCAGAAGUUUCAGGUGCUUGCUGCUAAUUUUGUAGCCCUUGCAUGGAAUGUGAUUUUGUCAUUUAUGGCUCAUAAGGAGGUUAUUGCGAAAUAGGUUUCACUACGAGUGUAGCUGCCCACCAGAGCAAUUAUUUCUUGCGGGAGCGAACUUCAAGAGAGAGUGGUGGCCAAUACUUGCAGGUAGAUGUAAAUUAUUGUGCAGGGGUGCGUCGUUCUGAUCAAAGUUGAAACCGGAUGUAUCAUGGUGAUGUAUAAUAUGCUGGAGGAUCAUGGAGUUGUAGGUUUUCCGGUGUGCAUUAUGUUGAUCUAUCACACCUCCUAUUUUUAGCAUUAACAUGUGCGUUAUUCUGUAUUUCUGUUA
Panicum virgatum (switchgrass) is the source of this 1100-nucleotide messenger RNA. RefSeq names its product protein sym-1-like. The record is from RefSeq and is a predicted model, not a curated record. Gene Ontology annotation, cellular component: membrane; cytoplasm. NCBI's taxonomy places the organism in Eukaryota, Viridiplantae, Streptophyta, Magnoliopsida, Poales, Poaceae. The coding region runs from base 45 to 833 and encodes 262 amino acids. The transcript has 8 exons.